AUGGCCGGAAUUGACGGGAUCCAAAAUCGAAUUCACCCAGGAGAUCCUUUGGACAAAGACAUCUAUGGACUCCCGCCGCAAGAAGCUGCGAAAGUUCCCUCUGUUCCCCCCACCCUCGAUCAGGCUUUACAAAAUCUGACGCAAAAACAUGACUUCCUACUCAAAGGAGAAGUGUUCAGCAAGGAUUUCAUCGAGAAUUGGAUUUCGUACAAGACGGAAAAAGAAGUUAUUCCGAUGCAAAUGCGACCGACUCCUUACGAAUUCCACAUGUAUUACGAUCUCUAA
Darwinula stevensoni is the source of this 285-nucleotide messenger RNA. The record is from the annotation of a GenBank genome assembly. Lineage: Eukaryota; Metazoa; Arthropoda; Ostracoda; Podocopida; Darwinulidae.